AUGUAUCCCUUUGAAAGGUUCAUGGGUGAUUUAAAGCAAUCGGUGAAAAAUGAAGCUAAAGUUAAAGGAUCAAUAUGUGCACAUUACUUGCAUCGAGAAACAUCUCAUUUUUGCAGUCACUAUUUCAAUUACUUGAUGUUAACUCCAAGAAUCAUAAGGAAUCUUGUAAAUGUUAACGAAAGAAGUCAAUUUACCUUAUCAGUCUUCGGGAUUCCUGGUCGUCCCUCUGGAAAGAAGGGCGUGCAUUGGCUAACUCAAAAAGAAAUGCAAUCUGCACAUGUUCAUGUCUUAAUUAACUGUGUUGAAGUUAAACCAUAUCUUGAUGUGUUUCUUUAUAAGAAACUUAACAUCUCCUGCUUUCAUAGCACCGGUGUACAAGCAACCUCUGGUCACAUACAUGUUCAUUUUCCAGCAUGGCUCAAGGAGAAAUUGUCAUGCAUUGUUGCACUGAUUCAAGAAAUACUCCAUUUGAGAAACUUUCCUGAAGGCCCUAUUUAA
Lathyrus sativus (Indian pea) is the source of this 498-nucleotide messenger RNA. The record is from the annotation of a GenBank genome assembly. Lineage: Eukaryota; Viridiplantae; Streptophyta; Magnoliopsida; Fabales; Fabaceae.